Branchiostoma floridae (Florida lancelet) is the source of this 2299-nucleotide messenger RNA. Its product is annotated as peroxidase mlt-7-like. Gene Ontology annotation, molecular function: heme binding; peroxidase activity. The record is from RefSeq and is a predicted model, not a curated record. Gene Ontology annotation, biological process: response to oxidative stress. Lineage: Eukaryota; Metazoa; Chordata; Leptocardii; Amphioxiformes; Branchiostomatidae. The transcript has 9 exons. The coding region runs from base 150 to 2279 and encodes 709 amino acids.
UGAAAUGUCAAGUCGGCAACCAGACGGUCACACUAGAUCGCCGUCCAAUCGCCGUCACUAGAUAUACUGUAAGCGUGUGGAGACGGAGUUAGUUGAGGCCGAGACAUCCCUGCUCCAGUUCUUCUGUUGCAGAAAGAUACCGGUGCAUCAUGCACGUCAGUUUGUUGACAGUCCUACUGGCCAUGGUUGUCAUGGUUAUUGGGCACGUCCCAACUGAAGAACAGCUUCAGGAAGCCGUCGCCAUGGCAACCAAGGAAUUGGAUAACGCCCACUGUGUCCGAACGGAUAACAAGGUCUUUUGUGAGGAAGAACCCAAACAAGCUAAGGUGGUUCCCGUGACUCACAGCGAGAGUCCGUGUGACAUGACAGCCACGCGCCGUUCCACGCCCAAAACAAUCAAGCUCAGUCGAUCAGCUGCCAUCUUGGAGAAGGUGGCCAAGAACCUCAUGAACAGUCCUGAACACUUCACCCUGGAGCAACUGAGCAAAGUGGAGUCCCCUAUCAUCAACAAGUUGUGUGUCAGCAUAGAUUGUGAGGAAUUGCAACAUAUGGAAGACGGCAAAGAGUUCCGGACAGCAGACGGCUGUGGAAACAACGAGGACAAGAGUUGGUGGGGAAGCACCCAGCAAUGCAUGAAAAGACUGCUCGAACCACAAUACGGAAAUGAUAAUGCGCCACGCACUACCGGCCUGGACGGCAAGUCCCUUCCCAAAGCCCGCCAUGUCAGCCGUGUUAUGCAUGAAGAUCUGCGGAAAUCAAAUCAUGAAACCAGCCUCAUGUUGAUGCAGUUUGGACAGUUCACGUCACACGAAAUCACGAUGUCGCCUGUCUCAGACGCUACCUGUUCUUGUGGCUCCAGUGAUCCUCAAUGUUUCAACAUUGAAAUUCCCCAUGGUGACCCGGACUUUCGUGGAAGGACCUGUUUAAAGUUCACCCGUUCUGUCCCAUGUCCGAAAGUAGAAAAUGACGGAGGGUGCAUGGGUCCACGCCAGCAGUUCGACCAGAUUACUUCCUUCUUGGACGCCUCCAAUGUCUACGGGCUCACGAAGAAAGACAUGGAUGACCUCAGGCACGGGUUUCUACUGACGCCCAGAUCAAACUCUGGCAACAGUAAGAAGGAACUCCUACCAGAGGCCGUGGACAACGACAAAUUUGCUAUGAGUUGUGAGGGGUUCACCGACGAUGUUCACAAGUGCUCACGGGCAGGAGACAUUCGAGCGAACGAGAAUCCGGGGUUAACCUCCUUGCACACCCUCUUCAUGCGAGAACACAACCGGAUCGCCAGGAAGCUCAACACACUCAACAGCCCGAAAUGGGGACCCGAUCGGGUGUUUUUCGAGGCCAGAAAGAUCGUUGGCGCGUUGUUUCAGAAAAUAGCGUACGGCGAUUAUCUUCCUCUAGUUCUGGGACCCGACUUCAUGACCAAGUUUGUCCUGACCCUCACCCAGCCGGAUAAGUACUUCCAGGGGUACGACAAAACCGUGAACCCUGGCAUCUAUAACGCGUUCAACACGGCAGCCAACCGUUUCGGCCACAGCAUGGUUCAGAAUGAAUUCGACCGCUAUUCGAAGGGCUUUCCGGAUGCCCGGCUCAACAGUCAGCACCCAAUAAAUCUGGCCUUUAGCUUCUUCAACCCAUCAUAUAUUUUAGACGAUGACCAAGGCGGCCCGGACUCCAUUCUACGGGGGCUAAUAACCGCCCAGUCCCGCCAGGACUUCGACCGGUUCAUAGUCUCGGGCCUGACGAAGCACCUGUUCGAGUGUCCUAAAAUACCCAAUAUCAGCUUUGACCUGGCAGCCAUUAACAUCCAACGGGGAAGGGACCAUGGACUGCCCGGCUACAACGCAUUUAGGGAGAAGUGUGGACUCCACCGGGCACCGAGGUUUGACGACCUCUCACCUGAAAUCCCUGACGCAACCACCCGGGAAAAGCUUCAGACCCUAUACAGAGACGUGGACGACAUCGACCUGUUUGUCGGUGGUCUUGCCGAGAAGUCCGUACCGGGCGGUAUCGUGGGUCCGACCUUCGCCUAUCUGAUCGGCAUGCAGUUCCAUGACAUCCGCAAGGGGGACCGCUUCUGGUUUGAGAAUCCCGGACAGUUUUCGGAAGACCAACUUAAGGAGAUCAAGAAGCACAGUCUGGCCAGUAUCCUGUGCGACAACACGGAUACAACCGACAUCCAACCGAACGUCUUCCUGCAGCACACACAGCCUGGGAACGACAGGGUGAAGUGCACUGAGAUUCUGCCCAAGAUGGACCUGUCGUUGUGGAAGGAGUAGAAGGAUUAAAGAGUUGUGAC